Messenger RNA from Cylas formicarius (sweet potato weevil), 849 nucleotides. RefSeq lists its product as uncharacterized. The transcript is spliced from 2 exons. The coding region runs from base 14 to 313 and encodes 99 amino acids. The record is from RefSeq and is a predicted model, not a curated record. NCBI's taxonomy places the organism in Eukaryota, Metazoa, Arthropoda, Insecta, Coleoptera, Brentidae.
UAUUUUGUGUGAGAUGUUCCUGUGUUAUGGUUGGCAGGUGGCCAGGACGCCUUGCUUAUGUGGCGUCGCGACCGGGCGCUUUAACGGUCCUGAAACUCCCGUUGGAGGCGGCAUUGCCGUACCGCAUGCUGUUGGUUACAUUAUGAACUACCUUUUUCUUGGAAAUAUGUAUCGCCGUUCUUUAGAAACUCCGGAAAGACAGAUGCAAUAUAUCAGAGAUACCAGGAUUACCGGAAACCCCUACAAAGUCGCGAGUCUGGAGACAAUUCCUGACGAACAAGAAGUUGAUGGUGAAGAUGUGAAAUCAAAGUGAAACGUGUUGGCGAAUGCGUGGACUGACGAACAAAAAGUUGAUGGUGAAGAUGUGAAAUCAAAGUGAAACGUGUUGGCGAAUUUGUGGACUAGUUUGAAAAUUGAGUUUUGAGUGUGAGUUGUUGAGAAUUUUUUCCAUUAUAUGUUCUUCUAAGGUCUCGGAAAUGGUUUAAUGCUUUUAGACGGAAUAAACCAAUUAUUUUUGAAGCUUCUAAUUCGUUUUUCUCGUUAUGAAAACCAAUUUUCAACAUCUUUAUUUUAGAUAUUCUCAAUAAUCGACCAAAACUAACGUGAUAAAUUUUUGUCUAUUCUCUACUCGAACGGAUUGUUUCGGUAGUUUUUAUCAUUUUAGCAUUUUCAAGUUGUAGUAAAUUCUGACGGUCAUGUCAUACGUCAAUCAGUAAAGGUGUUGUUUCGCAAAAUUGUACCUAAAAACUAAUAUGUAUAUAGUAUGUAUGCAUAUGUUGAUAAACUUCUGCAAUUAUUCAUUUAUUAAUCACUCGCAAGCAUUCACAAAACUAACCAAUAAUUUUAUAA